AUGCGCCUCCUUGCACUGAUUCAGCGACACCACGGCCGUCGUGUAGUCGUGCCCACAGUCACCAACUUCUGCAACGAGCCUGUUUAUGUAAACGAGAAGGAAGAGGCUGGCGGCACGGUCUUGAAGACUGGCGAGGUCUUUGUGACGAAAAUCAAGUCCAGAAAAGGCGAUAAUUGGUCGUAUUUGUGUCUGACAGCCAGCAAAGAAUCUCCCUAUGGCGAAGAUCCUAUUACCUUUCGCUAUUCGCACGCAUCAUGCCCCAAGUUUAUCAAUGGACAGAGUGUGCUCUAUACCAAAACCAAACAAAUUGGAAAGCGCUGGGACAUUGGGCAUAGCGGCCGGUCCCAAGUCGACUGCGCAAAGCCCGCACCCUACUAUGAAGAUCUCACAAUGUCCGCGAAUAAUCCGGAGAGAGACCGCAUGCUCACCGGCUUCGGGUUCGGCUCUGUUUGCGAGUCGGAUUAUAAGAUUGGGGAACGUAUACGCAUGACGCUCAGGAUGUGCAGCGAAAACGCGCCGUCCAAGGCAUAA
Messenger RNA from [Torrubiella] hemipterigena, 531 nucleotides. Lineage: Eukaryota; Fungi; Ascomycota; Sordariomycetes; Hypocreales; Clavicipitaceae. The record is from the annotation of a GenBank genome assembly.